This is a messenger RNA of Daldinia vernicosa, 1263 nucleotides long. RefSeq names its product DUF636 domain protein. The record is from RefSeq and is a predicted model, not a curated record. The coding region runs from base 502 to 909 and encodes 135 amino acids. Gene Ontology annotation, molecular function: carbon-sulfur lyase activity. The transcript has 3 exons. NCBI's taxonomy places the organism in Eukaryota, Fungi, Ascomycota, Sordariomycetes, Xylariales, Hypoxylaceae.
CCCCACCAAUAAUCCCUUAGAGCUAUCAACCCCGCCGCGAAGGAAAAGCUCUUCGACAAAAACAAGCACUCGAGGAACAAAAGUUACCAACACUCUUAUCUCGUUGGUUACUUGUGUAUGCCGAGGUAGGUGUUUCAUACUGUACAUACAGUAGCUGUAAGCAUGUUUUAAACGUAAGAGUGAUAAAAGAAGGGGAAAGCUGCAGGUCUAAUCUGCCAAUCCGAUAAUAAUGACAGUUCACUCCGAAGUCAGGGGAGCUCCCGUCCCGAGUUAGAUCAGCCAAGCUAUGUCAUAGAAUAACAUCGUGUGUGUCACAGGAUUCUCCACGGAAACUUAAGCCAUUUACUUAGGUAUGUAUAUAUAAAGGUAUCCCGUCCCUCGUUUAAAUUCAUUUUGAGUCUAUCCUAUUGUACAAUCAUAUCCCGGCAUACUACGGCCUUGAACAAACGUAUCCGUUAUAAUCGACUAAACAAUAUAGUUAUAUUAACAUUCCAAACCACAAUGGGUCUCUCAGGUCACUGCCUCUGUGGCUCUGUAAAGUACACCGUCGAUGCGGACCCCCUCAUCGUCGGGUACGACCACUGCGACGACUGCCAGAGACAGUCGGGCUCUACCUACUCACUCGUAGUAGUUGUCCCUAAGGACAAGUUAACCAUCAACGGCACAACCAAAAGCUACGCAAAGGCAGGGUCCUCCGGAAAGCCCGUGCACCGUAUCUUCUGCCCCGAGUGCGGAUCUCCUAUCGCGCACGACCCGGAGGCGGCGCCCCCCAUCAUCGCCAUCAAGGGCGGCACUCUUAGCGAUGCUGAUAAGAAAGCAUUGAAACCUGACACCGAGAUCUGGACCGUUGGCAAGCUGCCCUUCUGCGCGGAACACCUUGCUAAGCCGUUCGAGCACAUGCCCGAGUAAAGGAUCGAUGGAGCUUGGAUGGGUCGUUGAGCAAAGUACGAGUUAAAAUAUAUAGUCAUGGACAGCUGGUCGUGGAUAUAUAAGACGAGAUAUGAUAAUAUGAUCGAUUGAAAUGAACAUUUGAAAUUCCAUACCUGUCUGUGAACUGCGGCAAAGCCCCGUUUAUGUCGUAUUAGCUAGGUACCUACCUACGUAGCCCUAUCUCCCAUUUGAAGUUUUUACCUCCCGCAAGUCAUCAUUACAAAGUCUACCGGUAUUUGGCCAAGUACACGGCAUCCGACACGAUGGACUGACGUCGGAAUAGGCGCGGCCACACGUGGUCGUGCCGUCCCCGGAUUGAGCUAACGCAGGUAC